Molecule: messenger RNA, 1662 nt
Organism: Xyrichtys novacula (pearly razorfish)
Lineage: Eukaryota; Metazoa; Chordata; Actinopteri; Labriformes; Labridae
Source: the annotation of a GenBank genome assembly
AUGGACGCCGAAAGCGAAAGUUUGCUCGAAAUUAUCCAACAAUAUUUUCAUGCAGGACACACAUAUGACGUUAUAGUCGACAUGUUGUCAACUAUUCACGGCAUUGGCAUGAGCGUUCGAACGCUGAAGACCUGCUUGAAAGAAGCUGGCUUCUUUAGACGCCGUAACUACUCCCCAAUAUUCGAGGUGAGGCGUGCAAUUCUGACCGAGCUUGAUGGACCAGGGCAACUAUUCGGAUAUCGGACUAUGUGGCAAGUCCUACAACAGAAACUUGGACUUCGUGUAAAACGUGACGUGGUAAUGAGGUUGCUCAGACAACUGAGCCCACAACGGACGGCUCUGAGGAGACGCAGGAGGUUCACACGGCGUACCUAUCACUCCAUGGGUCCAAACUAUAUAUGGCAUGUCGAUGGAUACGAUAAACUCAAACCAUUUGGCCUGGCUCUCUCUGGAUGCAUAGAUGGAUUUUCACGAAGAAUCAUGUGGCUUGUUUGUGGACCGUCAAACAACAAUCCAUCUGUCAUCGCUCACAACUACAUAAACUGCGUCAGGACUAUUGGUGUUGUUCCAAUGCGAUUACGAACUGACCUCGGAACAGAAAACGGAACAAUGGCAGCAAUACAAUGCACCCUCCGCCAUGGGCAUACGGACUAUUAUGCAGGCUUGUCCAGCCACAGUUACGGCUCAUCAACAGGGAAUCAGCGCAUCGAGUCGUGGUGGUCUUUUUUCAGAAGAGGAAGGUUGGUAAAUCUAUCAUUGAAAGGUGAAAUGUUUAUUGGUAACUGUAUAGUGAUCGACUGUGUUUGUCCACUGUUGAUUUUUCACUCCCAUGUCUGUCAUUGUGAGUAUUCACAUUAAAUAACAAACAGCUUUGCAUUAGCUUUAAUUCAGUGUUUCAAAUGUGUUCUUCAACUUUUUCAUAUGAAUACAAAGUGCAUAGAAAUGUUUCUACCGCCAAAAUGCAAUUAUAUCAGUGGCUGAAUACGUUUCCAGUCUGAUUUGUUCUGUGUGAAGUAAGUAACUUCAUGUCUAAUGUAUCCCCAGGUCUCAGUUUUGGAUGGACCUUUUUGGAGACCUGAGAGACUCUGGAUUUUUCAAUGGCAGCCACGAACACCAGUGUUUGCUGAGAUUUUGCUUCAGUAAAGUCCUUCAGAAAGACCUGGAUGAAUGCGUGGACCUGUGGAAUAAGCACCGGAUUCGUCCAAGCAGACCAGCAUCAUGUCCAGGAGGGAUCCCAAAUGAACUAUAUCUCUUGCCCCACAGGUAGUAAAGGUUUACAUCAGUGGUUCUCUCUAGUGGUCCUCUCCUCUCCUAUUCGUUCCUCUUCUUCCUCCAUGCUCUCCUCUCUCUCUCCUCUGCUUAUUCAAGGAGCAAAAGUUAGUACAAUCUUGUAUUUAGAGGCUCAGUCUCUGCGAUUGUUGAUAAAUGUUUCUGUGUAUCAUCUUUUUUUUCAGAUUUGGUUCAAGGGACUGUGGAUUAUUUGUUGAAGAUGCAGAGCUGGAUGUGUUUCCCGAGGCAAGACAAGAGAUUGAUUUUUACAGUGAUGCAGACAUUGAGGAAUACCUACAACAGGCUGUGGAACAAAACAGACUACAACAGCCACAAGACUGGAGGACAGCCUCAGACCUUUACACCACUCUGAAGCAAAUAGCUGGGCUGUAG